Fonsecaea erecta is the source of this 1953-nucleotide messenger RNA. RefSeq lists its product as hypothetical. NCBI's taxonomy places the organism in Eukaryota, Fungi, Ascomycota, Eurotiomycetes, Chaetothyriales, Herpotrichiellaceae. The coding region runs from base 1 to 1953 and encodes 650 amino acids. The record is from RefSeq and is a predicted model, not a curated record. The transcript has 2 exons.
AUGAAUAGCUCGCAGAGUCCGCCAGGUGGCACGGUGGCCAAACGUAUUCGAGUCUUUCAGGAGGUCCAGCAACUCAGAGCAGGAAUUCCCCCUUUUGCUCUCCCACCUCGCGUCGUCACCCAACCUAGAGACUUCAGUUUCUUCUCCAGCCAAGGGCGAAGAGGAGACUCCAGCUUCCCUCCUCCAGCCAGACGGGUGUUCAGGGAUGGUAUUGAAGGGACCAGAGGAGAUGGACGUCCCCCAGGGGUAAAAGCCCACGAGCAAGGAGAGAGUCACGAGAUUGUUCCUCUACGACCUUUCACCAGUUUGGACGGGCCCGGUGAUGAAAGAGCCCCUGCCCACUGGCCAGCCCUCCGCCAGGUCGGUCAUCAACUCCAUCGCCAACACCGCUCCAUGGAGAACGUCGGAGACGAUCCUGCGCUGGAGAUUGCCAUGGCCAGAUCUCGACUUCGCUCUAUUGCUCCAAAACAGCACGCCGCCCGGCAAGAGCCAUCACGCGGCCGCUCUUACACGAUGGACGAGUUGAAUAACAUGUUGGAUGAUGCGAUCAGGAAUAGCUCACCCCAACCUGAAGGCACCCCCGUCGAGCAGCCUGGCAAUCUUGCCCCAAAGCCCGGCUUCGUCCUUCGUCGAGCAUCUAUCCGGCAAGAUCGUCGGCCCUCGCAGCCUCGUCCCCGGUCCACCGGCCGAAGCACCGAGUCCGUCAUGCCUCGUAGCAGUGAGGAAUCGACGAGAGUGGAGUACGAGAGGGAAAAGGAGACGGAGCAGCCAAAAAAACAGGAUGCGAGCAGCAAAGAAAGCCAGCAGCCAGUGUCUCCUGCUGCCCCGCGAUUGAAACCACUCGCUGACCCAAUCGGCGAACUGAGUCCCGUCAAGCAAAGAGCUGCCAUGUUUGAGAGCCUCAGCAAAAAGCCCACCGGUCACGAAGAAGUUUGUCAGCAUUUUGUGCACGAACACGAGCCAUCACAACAGCAUCAGCACCACCUCCCUUCCCCGCACAAGGAGACCAAGAAGAUCCAUCGUAUCAAGUUUGGAGACACGAUUGAGGAACGACCCGGCACGCCCUUGAUUCCCUUGACAUUGCCAACACUCGUCACGCAAGAGAAGACCAGCAGGCCUCCGAGCACCAUGAAGCAAGAGCGAGUCGACUUUGAACUCCCUGCCCCUCUUGAAGGAGAGACGGCAGACGACGAUGUUUUUAAGGAGGAGAGGAAGCCCUCCUUGAGCUGGCCUUUUCGAUGGAGCAUUUUUAACAAGGGAGCCUCUGCGCCACCUCAGGAGACCGACACUCCCUCCGGUGAGGCAGAGGCAAAAGACGAACAUUACCCCCCCACUCGACAUAGUAUUGUCCGGAGCAAAGUUCAAGAUCUGCUCCAGGCUGCAAAUGAGAAAGACGACGCAGAGCAGCGACGCCGAGACGCGGAGAGAGGUCGUCUCAGCAGAAGACCAACUCGGGCUCAACCUCCAAGAAGGCAGGCCGAAGCAAGCCGCGACGAGCCAGAACAGGAGAAAAUAGCUGAUCCGAUAUCUCCGGACACCCCGGGAAAGGAGACAUUCCACAAUCUGAAGAUCCCCCUGGAGACAAGCGACAACAAGCCACCCCCUAGGACUCCUCUCCAACGUGCUAUGUCAGAAAAACAGGUCCUAGCACCACCCACGCGGACUGAUCCAGACGGUGAAUCAGGAUCAAGUCCACGGAAAGUUCCUCCACAGACUCCCAUUCGUGGAAGAUCCGUCUCUACCCAUCGGCCCUCACUUGGGGAAAACAAACGCUCUGUGCAGCAGCAAUUCAGUCUUAGUCCUGGGCCGAGCCGCAACGGUUCGAAGCAACGUCAGGGUGUCAAAGUCGAGGUGGAAAUCCGUGAUAGCCCCGAGCGCGAGGCCAGAGACAGGGGGGACAAGAUUGUCAUCAUCAGGGCAGACGUUUCGGAGAUGGAUGAUGAAGGGAAGUGA